Rhagoletis pomonella (apple maggot) is the source of this 1287-nucleotide messenger RNA. RefSeq lists its product as uncharacterized. Lineage: Eukaryota; Metazoa; Arthropoda; Insecta; Diptera; Tephritidae. The record is from RefSeq and is a predicted model, not a curated record. Bases 1 to 1287 code for a protein of 428 amino acids. The transcript is spliced from 3 exons.
AUGCCACCUGCCGAGCCUCCUAAAGUCGUAACUGCAACAGUGCCGCUUUUGACACGCGCGCAUUGUGAGAAAAUAUUAGCGAAGGCCUGUGGCACAGAAUCGAAUUUGCAGCUAAAAGAAUUCACCUUGAAGCCGGCUAUUUAUACGAGUGGCUUUCUCGGCGAAUAUUAUCAUUUGUUGGUGUGUUUUAGCGCCGCUGCUGUUGCUGUUGCUGCGAAUGAAAACGAAAAUCUGGCUAAUAGGCGCAAUUUGCAAGAGCUGCGCGCAUUCGUCAAGCGAGUACCUCAGGCAAGUGUGGAGCCAGAGAAGGAGGCCAUAUUUCGCAAGGAAGCUGCUUUGUAUGGGACGCUGUUGGAGCGUUUGCGAAAAUAUUCCACUGUUUCCUGGUCGCCGCUUUGCUUCUAUACCCGCGAUGACAUCAUUGUGCUCGAGCAGUUGGAUGAACGCAACUACGCUCUCUGCUCAGAAACCGUGAACGUUCUCAGCGAACACUACAUGCGCUCGGUGCUACGCGGCCUGGCAGCUCAACAUGCAUCCUGUUUCACACUCGAAACCAAAGAGGGCAUCUGCAUCGGUGACGCCUAUCCUCAAUUGCAAGAGGAGAUCACCGUAUCGGCGCAGGUGCCUUGGUACACCACUGGUUUGCGUGCCAUACUCGCCGUCGCGAAGUCGCAAUUGGUGUCGCAAUCAAUCGACGUACGUACGGAAAUUGAAAGUCGCCUUGCUUCGGCUGCCGAAAGCGUCUACGAAAUGACAAAUCGCUCAUCCAAGUACCGGAAUGUGCUUUGUCAUCGCGAUAUUUGGCGUGGGAAUAUAUUUUACAGCAGCGUUGCUACUUCGACGGAUACAAACGCAAACGAGCGUUCUGUCAUCUUUGUGGACUAUCAGACUGCGCGCUACUGUCCGCCAGCUAUCGAUGUAAUCUUCGCUCUUUUCAUGAAUCUUGAUAAGUCCACAAGAAAGUCGAAAGAAAAGGAAUACCUGCGGUACUAUUAUGAUUGUCUGGAGCGGGAUUUGAGUUCGAAGGGUUUGAUAGCAGCGGAUCAUCUUACUUACUCUGAUUUGCUUGCUUCGUAUGAGGAACUCCAGCUGUUCGGUUUGUUCUAUAGGGCAAUUGCCACAACCAUCGUGAAAGUUCCCCGACAGUAUGUGACCAAUGAUUAUGUCCAUGUGGAACGUACCGAAGCGGUGUUUAAGCUGAUGGAAAGCCAACCUCAGUUUCGGGAGUAUUUAGAAGAGUGUAUUCAUGAAAUGUUGGAAUUCCUAAUUGCUCAAAAUGCAAAAUAG